AUGGACGUUUCUUUGCUCGCUCCAGCUGAUUCGGCUGGUGAUAUUGAUGAGCCUGUAAGAAAGAGCAGAAGAAAAGAAUAUUCUUACGCAUUGCUGCUGGCAUAUCAAGGCAAGAAGUACAAUGGUAUGCAGGUGCAAAAAGAUUUUCCCACAAUUGAGGGCGAAUUGUUCAAAGCGAUGGCUAAAUGCGGAUACAUUUGUGAGAAUGAUGUUUUUAGUCCAGUUCGUUUUGCAUUUCAGAGAGCUGCUAGGACAGAUCGUUCCGUAUCCGCAGCUCGGCAGAUGUGCUCGAUGCGGCUAGCUCCAGAAAAUCACGAAUAUUUUCUAAAAACAGCCACUGAUAAAUUAAAUACACAUUUACCUGAAGAAAUUAGGGUUCUGGGUGUUAGACGUGCAACCCGGUCCUUCAAAGCUCAUAAAAAUUGUGAUAAACGAACUUAUUCUUAUACCUUGCCGACUUAUGCAUUUGCUAGGGCAGAUGAGUUGACAACCAGUGGUUUCCGCAUGAGCGAAACAUCUAUUGCUGAAUUGAAUGAUUUACUUGCAUUGUACAAAGGAACGCAUAAUUUUUUCAAUUAUACUUCCGGAAGGCGAGUUUUUGAUUCAGUGGCCAACAACAUGACUCAAACUUAUGAAGAUCGAAGCAGCAUGCGAUAUAUACAUGAUUUCAAAUGUGGUCCAACACAGCUUGUUGAAGAUGAAGUCCGGGGUGGUAUGGUUGAAUUUAUUACUCUUUAUAUCACUGGACAAAGCUUUAUGCUGCAUCAAAUUCGAAAAAUGAUAGGGAUGACGGUAGCAACUUUCAGGGGUCUCUGUGGCAAAACUGAGGUUGCAAAUACAUUUCUGAGUGAGCGAAUGGAUGUGCCGAAGGCACCCGGUCUAGGUUUGGUGUUAGACAAAGUACACUAUGAAAGAUAUGACAAGUGGCAUGAAAAAACACACCAGACAUUGAAUAACUGGGGUGAAGAAAUUGAAACUAAGGCUGAUGAAUUUCGACAAUUUUACAUAAUUUCGGAAAUUUACCGUCAAGAGCUUGCCACGCAAUCAAUGUUCUUAUGGUUAACUACCUUAAUAAGGCACGAUAUAACGAUACCUAAAAUUACAAGGGAAUCAAGGGAAAGGUCACCAUUAGGACUAGCUUCUGAUCAUGCAUAUCAUGCAAAUGAAAAAUUAAAAGAAAAAAACCAGAUUUUAAAUGGAUCAAAACGAAGAGAUAAUGUAGUGGUGGAACUUAUGAAAAAGGAUUCAAAUUCACAGUCAAGGGAAAAUUCAGAAGGAAAUUGCACAAACAGUACAGCUGUUCUGAGUAGUUGUCCGAAAAGAAUGGGGAGUCCUGAUACUUCUGCUACAUCUUUUCUUUGA
Messenger RNA from Brugia malayi, 1362 nucleotides. RefSeq lists its product as uncharacterized. The record is from RefSeq and is a predicted model, not a curated record. The coding region runs from base 1 to 1362 and encodes 453 amino acids. Gene Ontology annotation, biological process: mRNA pseudouridine synthesis; tRNA pseudouridine synthesis. The transcript has 11 exons. Gene Ontology annotation, molecular function: RNA binding; pseudouridine synthase activity. Lineage: Eukaryota; Metazoa; Nematoda; Chromadorea; Rhabditida; Onchocercidae. Gene Ontology annotation, cellular component: nucleus.